AUGGCGGAGCAGCAGGAUUGGCUUGGAAAAUUUGACAAUGCCACAUCUUUCCUUUACACUGCACACAAUGCCAACGGCAGUACGCCUACCAGAAGGCUGGGCUACGAGAACAGUGAUGGACCUCUGCCCGUAGAGAGGACAGCGAGGCACUUGUUGACCAUGUGUGAUUUGUCCCGGGAAGAGGUCAUGAAUAUCCUGAGAGUUGCAACAGCAAUGAAGGAGUCCAGAAGGACCUUCAUGGACACUGGCUUUGAUCGAUUUUCUGAGAUCUUGAAGGGCUGCUCGUUACUGACCCUUUUCGAGAAGCCAUCAUUGCGAACGCGAGUGUCCUUAGAGGUCGGCAUGAAUCAAAUGGGAGGCCAGGCGAUCUUCUAUUCUAUAGCCGAUUCUCCUUUGGGUGCGAAGGAAAGCAUUCAGGACACAGGAAGAGUGCUUUCCCGCAUGUGUCAGGGCAUCACAGCACGAGUCACCAGCCGCAAGGGCCUGCGGAGCCUAGCGCAGGUGUCCUCAAUACCGGUCAUCAACGCACUUGAUGACUAUGCGCACCCGAUGCAGAUGUGCGCAGAUUUGCUCACCAUUUUUGAGCACAAGGGUUCCAUCAAUGGCCUCACCAUGGCAUAUAUGGGUGACCUGGAAAACAAUGUCACGUAUGACCUGAUGCGCACUGCCGCAUUGAUGGGCUACAACCUGAACCUGGCAGGCUCUGGCGCGAUUGAAAAAUCCGUGUGGACAGAGGUCAACGCACUGACGGAAAAAUCAGGGUCGAAAGUUACAGUUUUUCCGACUGCCAAAGAGGCGAUCUCUGGAGUCGAUAUAGUCUAUUGUGACAGUUGGAUGAGCUAUGGCAUUCCAAAAGAUGAGGAAGAGGCAAGAAAAAAGCUCUUUAUGCCUUUCCAGGUAACCACUGAGCUGAUGAAGUUGGCCAAACCUGACGCAAUCUUCAUGAAUUGCUUGCCUGCAGCCCGUGGGAUGGAGCAGACAGCGGAAGUUAUCGAUGGACCCCAGUCUGUCGUUUUUGACCAGGCCGAGAAUCGGCUACAUGCUCAGAAGGCCUUGCUCGUUUUCCUGAUUGCCCCCAAGCGAUUCAUGGAAACCCUGGUCGUGCCGCUGCACCCUGGCAGGCCGUGA
This is a messenger RNA of Cladocopium goreaui, 1128 nucleotides long. The record is from the annotation of a GenBank genome assembly. NCBI's taxonomy places the organism in Eukaryota, Dinophyceae, Suessiales, Symbiodiniaceae.